AUGGCUUGUAUAGAUCAAGAACAACAACCAAUUUUUAAGCAUUAUUGUAGGGUUUGCAAGAAAGGUUUUGUCUGUGGAAGAGCUCUAGGUGGUCAUAUGAGAGCUCAUGGAAUUGGAGAUGAAGGUGCAAACAUAGGUGAUGAUGAUCCAGCUAGUGAUUGGGAAGAUAAGUUUGGAGGGGGUGUUAAGGGAGGUAAUAAGAGGUUGUAUCAAUUAAGAACAAACCCUAAUAGACAAAAGAGCAAUAAAGUUUGUGAGAAUUGUGGGAAAGAAUUCUCGUCGUGGAAAUCUUUUCUUGAACAUGGAAAAUGUAGUUCAGAAGACGCAGAGUCCCUUGUAUCCUCGCCCUGUUCAGAGGACGAGGACUACAUUAAUAAUGGUGGAAGAAAAGGCUAUGGAUUGUCUAAAAGGAAGAGGUCAUUGAGAACAAAAAUUGGGACCAUUAGUACUUCAACUUAUCCAUCAAGCGAGGACGAAGAUCUUGUCCUCGCUAAAUGCCUCAUAGAUUUAGCCAACGCCAAGGUUGACAUGUCGUUGGCUGAGCCAGAGGAGUCGUGUGCCUCGGCUAGCAAGGACGAGGAGCGGGCAAGGAACCCAAUGCAUUACCUGACCCCACUAGUGAGUACUCGUGUACCUUUUGACAAUAAGGCUAAAGGGGUUUCUAAUAAAGGAUUGUUUGAAUGCAAAGCAUGUAAGAAAGUCUUCAACUCCCACCAAGCCUUAGGUGGACAUAGAGCAAGUCACAAAAAGGUUAAAGGAUGUUAUGCAGCCAAGCAAGAUCAACUAGAUGAUAACUUAAUUGAUGAUCAUGAUAUGAAUAUCACACAAGAUGAAUUCACCUUACAAGGUUCAAAAUCCAUGAGAAAAUCAAAAAUCCAUGAAUGCUCAAUAUGCCAUAGAGUUUUCUCCACAGGACAAGCCUUAGGUGGGCACAAAAGGUGCCAUUGGAUCACCUCUAAUUCCCCAGAUUCGACGUCAAAAUUUAAUUUCCAUGGUCAUAUGGAGCAAAUUAAUCUAAGAUCAAACUUGCGAAAAUCAGGUGAUGCAUUAGAUCUCAACAUUCCAAUAUCACAUGAAGACAUGUCGCGAAUCAGGCGCGACCCUAUGAAUCCAUUGAGCUUUGAGGUCUCAACAGAAAUUCACUUACAUCCAUGGAGUAGCAAUCCUCAUGAAGCAAAAGAACAUAGUUGUAGUGACAACUACUACCUUGAUGAAACCAUAAAUAAUAAUACUAACAAUAAUAGUAAUAAUAAUAAUAACAAUAACAAUAAUAAUAAUAAUGGUACCAAUGGUGACAACAAGAUUAAUGGUACAAUACAAAAUGUAGAAGAUGAUGAAGCAGACAGUAAAUUGAAAUUAGCUAAGCUAAGUGAAUUAAAGGAUAUGAAUAAAACUUCUGAAAAUCCUUCUCACUGGUUACAAGUUGGGAUUGGCUCAACAACAGAAGUCGGGGCUGACCCAUAA
Molecule: messenger RNA, 1464 nt
Organism: Solanum dulcamara
Lineage: Eukaryota; Viridiplantae; Streptophyta; Magnoliopsida; Solanales; Solanaceae
Product: zinc finger protein ZAT4-like
Exons: 1
Coding region: 1-1464 (487 amino acids)
Source: RefSeq, a predicted model, not a curated record